Paraphaeosphaeria sporulosa is the source of this 516-nucleotide messenger RNA. RefSeq lists its product as uncharacterized. The record is from RefSeq and is a predicted model, not a curated record. NCBI's taxonomy places the organism in Eukaryota, Fungi, Ascomycota, Dothideomycetes, Pleosporales, Didymosphaeriaceae. The transcript has 3 exons. Bases 1 to 516 code for a protein of 171 amino acids.
AUGUUCAAUCCGGAUCCGACGUGGGUGGGUCUUAGCGGGAAGCAAGUUGACGAUGAGGAUUCCAUAUCGGACGACGAAGUCCUGGUUCUUAGGCACAACCGACUUAGAGGAUCACCCUUCUGGAAAAGGAUGAGACGCAAAAACCACUUUGUGGAGCCCGAGUGCGGUGACAGUGAUGCCGUGCCCUCGGACGAUGAGGAUGAGACUGAUGAGAUGAGAGUCGAUACGGACGAUCAAGUGAUCGGCCUCACCCGCACCCGCAACGAUGAAGAAAGCGAUCCCGGCGAAAGAAUAAGUCCCGAGUAUAGGCGCGCAGAGGAAGUGUUACUACCAAAACGUAAGCCGGUGUUUUGUCUGAGUACUAGGGCAGACGAAUAUCAAUCCAAUAACUGCGGUUCUUUGAGUCAUUGGCCAGCGUCACGAAGCUUGUUGUUAUAUCUCACCUCGAUAUCAACCGUAGUUGGACAGCUGAUUCACGUCUUGGAUGUGAACAUCUGUACGAUUGAGCGCGUGUGA